UUCCAAGGACCAAGCAAUGUUCCGAUUCCGGCACAUUAUCGCCGCUCUGAUUCUAGUCGCCGCCUCGGCGGCGUCUUUGAAUUCCGUCGGUGCCCGCGUGGUCCACCCCAUCGUCUUCAGCCCCAGCGCGGCCGCGGCCGCCCCCGCCUCCGACGGCCGUCGCCUGUUCGCCGCCGCCGGCCACGAUCAACUCAUGGCGCUAUGCCAACAAGUAGAGCGCUCGAUCGCGCGCGCGCGCACCCACACCCACGAAGCUUUGUAGAUCAGAGAUCGACGAAGUCCAUACCAAUGCCAUACAGAUUGCAUUGCUUACAUGUGCAUGUGUGUGAUGGCAUGCGUGUAGAUGCACUACAAGACGCUGUGCACGACGAUGGCGACGCUGCCCGGGGUGGCGACGCCGGAGCAGCUGCUGGACACGUCGCUGCGGAUCACGGCGGUGAAGGCGGCGAUGGCGGCGAUGAAGCUGGACGCGGCGAUGCGGUCGGGGGGCGACAUGGGCGACGGGAUGGCGUCGUCGCUGCAGUCAUGCAGGGAGAGCUACGCGUCGCUGGUGGACUCGCUGAACAGCACGCGGGACACGCUGAGGAGCGGCGGCGGCAGCGCGGACCUCAUGACGGAGCUGUCGGCGGCGGGCACCUUCUCCGCCGACUGCGAGGACAUCUUCGACCAGCGGCCGGAGCUGCGGUCGCCCAUACCAGGGGCGCAGCGCCACAUCAGCCGCCUCGUCAGCAACUGCCUCGACCUGGCAGCCAUCAUCAAGGAGCAGCAGCCAUAGCUACACGCCUAGACAGACACGUGUGGACAUCUGCUAGAGUACAUCAAUUGCUCUCUGCUUGUACAUUUGCCAUGGGGAGGUUCAGUGCGCAGUAGGUGUCUUUGGGACUGAAGAAAUGAAACACAAUUGUAGUUGGAGAACAUAUCAGGUAUAAACCAAUCUCUUCGUGUGAACCAUGCAAAUUUCAAUCUGGGCUAUCGGAUCAACAUCCAAAGAGAGGCGUAGGAGGGUUGGUUUGCACCUGAUAUAUUCCCAUUGUAGUUGAGGUGGGACUAUCUUCUAACCAUGGAGAGGAACCAUG
Panicum virgatum (switchgrass) is the source of this 1076-nucleotide messenger RNA. RefSeq lists its product as uncharacterized. Bases 344 to 775 code for a protein of 143 amino acids. Gene Ontology annotation, molecular function: enzyme inhibitor activity. The transcript has a single exon. NCBI's taxonomy places the organism in Eukaryota, Viridiplantae, Streptophyta, Magnoliopsida, Poales, Poaceae. The record is from RefSeq and is a predicted model, not a curated record.